AUGCAGAAGAGAAGCACAAGAUCUCGAGUUGGGGCACCUGGGGCUGCGAAGUGUCCAAGUUCGACUGGCAGUACUCGGGUACGGAGACAGCCUAUGUCUUGGAAGGUGAAGUCACGGUCACUCCAACGGGCGGUUGGAGUGGCUGCAAGGCGACCAAAGUUGAAGCCGGGGACCUUGUCGUCUUCCCCGAUGGCAUGA
Messenger RNA from Effrenium voratum, 198 nucleotides. NCBI's taxonomy places the organism in Eukaryota, Dinophyceae, Suessiales, Symbiodiniaceae. The record is from the annotation of a GenBank genome assembly.